Baudoinia panamericana UAMH 10762 is the source of this 1428-nucleotide messenger RNA. RefSeq lists its product as uncharacterized. Lineage: Eukaryota; Fungi; Ascomycota; Dothideomycetes; Mycosphaerellales; Teratosphaeriaceae. The transcript has a single exon. Gene Ontology annotation, molecular function: hydrolase activity. The annotation marks the transcript as partial. The record is from RefSeq and is a predicted model, not a curated record.
AUGGAUUCAGGACUCGGUCUCGUUAAAUUCCUGUUCCCUCAGAUCCCGAGUCUCGCAAACGCUGCCGUGUGGCAUACAUUAGGUCUAACUGAGACAUCGUCCAAAUGGGACCUUCGGACAACCAUCACUAUUCAUGUCCUUCGGAAUAUGAUGAAGGGUGGUGGGAGCAAACCGUCACCCGUUGGCAAAGUGCAGGCGCAGACUUUGAAGGAUCCGGGUGUCAAAGGGAAGAUAUGGGUCGCGCGGGCAACAAUCAAGGCCCCAAAGUCCGAGGAUGAGUCGCUACGGGACGCAGUAUUCAAGGCGAUCGACGACAUGAAGGAGAGUGAGGUGCAGUAUACGAAGCCAGAGCUUGUGGAUACAGAGGUUGAGUGGACAGGCUUCAGAGAAAACGCUGGAAAAGACGAACCGUUACCACAGAUUAGCGAGGAAGAGAAGUACAAGCGCAUGAUGGCUGAACCGACAAGAAAAAGUGAUACGACGCUGCUUUACUUCCACGGAGGCGCCUACUAUCUUUGCGACCCAGCAACCCACAGGAUGCUCUGUAGUCGACUAGCGAAGGAAACCAACGGUCGAGUCUGCAGCGUACGGUACCGACUAGCACCUCAAGCUGCUUUCCCGGCACAGCUUCUCGACGCCUUCAUGAUGUACCUGUCCCUACUUUACCCGCCUCCGGAAUCACUACACGAACCUGUACCGGCCAAGCACAUUGUCCUUUCCGGAGAUAGCGCCGGUGGCAAUCUCAGUUUCGCCCUCUUACAACUUCUACUUCAGCUUCACCGAACAAGUGACAACCCUACCGUACGCUUCCAUGGCAAAGAUGUCAAAGUACCGCUACCGGCCGGUGUAUGUGCAAACUCCGGAUGGUUCGAUAUAUGCCGAGCACAGCCGUCACUGAUCGAGAACGCCAAAUAUGACUACUUACCUGUACCGGACCACGACGAUUCGGUCUCCCGUUUCCCGUCUGACAACGUUUGGCCCACCGAUCCACCUCGAGGCGACAUCUUCUGUGAUCUCAGCUUGCUCGAUCAUCCACUCACAUCUGUCGUAGGCGCAGACAGCUGGAAAGGAGCCCCGCCGCUUUGGUUGUGUACGGGCCAGGAGUGCCUGACAGACGAAGACUGCAUCGUCGCGUCACGAGCCGCUUCCCAAGGGGUGACCGUGCAAUUCGAGCAAUACGAGGCGAUGCCGCAUUGUUUCGCCAUGCUCUUCCCUUUCGUGCCAACUGCGGACAGAUGCCUGCGGAGUUGGGGUGACUUCUGCCGACGAUGUGUGGAAGAGCCGCAAAGCGUCAAGACUAAUGGCACGUUCAUACACGCCAAGACCGGCAAGGAAGAUGUUAUCGAUGUAUUGAAGCUUCAGUGUCCUACCUUUGUGCAGGCAAAGGAAUACAUGCGGGAUGCGAAAGUACGAAGGUUGAAGGGGUAU